UAACAUGGCAGCCUUCAUGGUGUCGUCAAUCUUUUUUAUCUUGCUUGUGUUAUUGCCUGCCAAUGUCAUAUCCAGUUCACAUAUAUCAAAUCUGAGAAAGUGUUCUGAUGAAGACUGUGAAGACAUCAUUUCAUAUGCCCAGGCUGUUGUAAAGCAUUCAAAGAAUGAUCCUAUCUUUCUGUCCUUUGAAGUAGGAGAAAAAAUUAAAGUAAAGAGUAAGGAGGCUGGGCUACGGCUCGACCUGUGGGGAGGUGAGACAUUUGAUGGAAGAACAGGCUAUUUUCCUAAAGUGUACGUGCGAGAGUAUGACGUGGAGGAUGAGGAACCAGAAUUCGUUGUUGCAACACAGAAAAAUGACAUUGCCUCAAAACUUGCCAAAAUUUCUGAGGAACGCCGAGAUGAGACUGAUCUGGAUGACACUGACGAUACAGAUAUUGAUACUGUCAAUGAAGACCGUGCCAAGAAUAAUGUGAAAAAUACAGAAAACAUCCAGAUUGAAGAGCCACUGGCAAAACCAGUUGACGAAACUGAAAUACCCGAUGAUACUGAGGUAGCUGAAUCGGCUGACAAGGAUCACAUUGUAGAUGCUCAACCAGGCAGUCAGUCGGAGCCUCAACAGGCUAGACAGGACAAACCAGAAGUGAAAGACCACCAGUCUGUUCCCAGGACAGGAGACGCAGAAAAACAAGACUACCAGUCAAAGCCUGUCGAAGGAGAACCAGACAAAACAGACUCCACUUUAAAACAUACGACUGAAGUAGUAGAUGAAACUGAAGUGGACUAUAACAAUGAGGUUAAUGAGGAAAAAACAACUGUAAAAGAAAGUGAUGUAAAGGAAGAUGACACUGAAAUGCCUGAUGAUACAGAACCUAAAGAAAAAGAUUUAAACCAGUUCUUGAGCAGUAAGUUUGGAAGUGAGAAAGAGGAUGAAACCAGUACGAAAGAAAAAGGCACAGAACAGAAGCAGCCAUCACAGGAACCUGAAGAUAUUCAGAAGGAAGCAAAGCAGGAGCAUGCAGAUAUUCAUGACCACCCUUCAGGAUCUAUUCCAGAUCAUAAGGAUCAUGCCCAAAGUGUAGAAGCAUCUGCAGGUGAAGGUGUUAAGAAGCAGGAUGAUGUUUUACAUUUUGACCCACAAAGAGAGCAGAAACAAGAGUCUGAACAAGCUGCUUCAGUAGAUUCAAAGUCGAAGGAGUCAAUUCCAGGACACGAUCCUGACAGGGUUCCUGUUGAACAGAUUAUAAAGGAGUAUGAAGAAGCACAACGCAUUAUUAAUGACAAACAGUCAUCAACAGACUCUAAAGAACAACUUGAGAGUUUAGCAGAAAAACCGGCAUCACCUAAUGACCAACGGACACCACCACCACCACCACAAGAUGGUUCGGUACAUGAACAAGCAAAAUUACCUUCUCCUCCAGUUCAGAAAGAACAGCUUGCUCCUCCAGUAAAUAUACCACCUCGAGACAUGUCCACACAGGACAAAACUCAAAAUGUAGAUAUUAUGCAGGAAAGCAUAGAUAACAUGCAGCAAAACAAACAUAUUCAUUCAGAUCAGUCACAAGAAAAACAAGCAGCAGAAAAAGAAAAUUUGGACCCAAACAGAUUAGGGAGUGUCAAACUUGGUGAACCAGAACUAUUAGAAAAGAAAUCUGAUGCUAAUAAAAAAGAAGAAACUAAACUCCAGCUGGAGUCACCUGGAGAGAUUCCUCCACAAGAGGAUGGAAAACGUAUGGAGUCUUCUGAACAGAGUGAACCUCCAGCAGCUGAUGCAGCUAAACAUGAUAAGGAUAUUCCAGUGCAUGAAAAAAGUAGUUUUAAAGACCCUAGAGGUGACUUGAAUGACCAACUUGACUUGAGGUUUGACAGUAAAGUCAGACCUGAACACGAGCAAAUUAACACAAUGGAGGAUCAAGGUAACAAGGGUGAUGUUGUAGAAAUGAAACCGACUGAUGCAAAAAUCUCUCCUGACCAAGCAAUCAACAAAACUCCUCAGGAGCAAAUUCCUGAUACUCCCUUAGAACAAGAAGGGGUAAAAAUCAUUCCUUCACAAUCUGAGUAUGCUGAGUUGACUGCCAAACCUGUGGAUAUACAUUUUACUCCUUUAGCUGUAGAGAAAAUUGGCUUGGAUAGCAGUAUUGUCACCAAUGAAGGGUCUGUAUCAUCUGUGGAGACAACACCGAGUCUUGACCAGAAUCAGCCUUCACAAGAAUCUGUUCCUCAAGUUCCAACGGAUACAAGUCAAGAAAUCAUACGUGUUAGUGAAACUGUCAUUGAUGGUACCACCAUACCAAUCAAUGAUGAUGACUAUCAGGAAUGGGCAACUGCCAAUAAAGAUAAUCAGCUGAAUCCUUCUGAAACACAGAAUCUGUUUCAAACAUCUAAUAUUGUGGAGAGCACACCAAAGGUACCAGCAGACAACCUUCAUUUUGCUGGAUCAGCAGUAGACUCGGAACGGCUGGUUAAUACUUCUGGUGAAAAUCCAGAACAGCCAGAACUUUCAAUCCAACCUACAACCGAACCUGUGGUGGACAUGUACAAAAGUGAUGACUUCUUGAACCGAAAGCCUCUUUCUGUAGGGUCAGGUUCUCCCACUCAGCCACCAUUGUCUGACGCGGACAAGGAAAGACAGAAUCAAGCAGCAGAUUCUGUGCAACAUAGACAACAUCAGGAGCAGCAGCAAGUGAGAACACAAGAACCACAAAUGAAAAAUCAGCAAGAACAGCAGGUAAAGAAUAUGGCACAAGAAGCCCUACAGCAAUUGCACGAACACAAGCAACAAGUGCAUCAUCAGCAACAGUUUGCACAGCAUCAGCAGGAAAGGAUAGGGCAAGAACAAAGACUAAACAAAGAACAGCAGCAGAAGCAGGAAAGAAUGCAACAAGAACUCAAACUGCAGCGUGAAAGAAUGAGACAAGAAGAACUGAAAAAAGAACAAGAAAGAAUAAGACAGGAAGAACUGAAAAAACAACAAGAACGAGUGAGACAAGAAGAGCUGAAAAUAGAACAGGAAAAAAAGAGACAAGAAGAGCUGAAAAUAGAACAAGAGAGAAAGAGACAAGAAGAGCUGAAAAUAGAACAAGAGAGAAAGAGACAAGAAGAGCUGAAAAUAGAACAAGAGAGAAUGCAGCAAGAACAAAAAGAAAGAAUGAGACAAGAGGAUCUCAAAAUGGAACAAAAGCAAGAUGAAGUAAAGCAGCAAAAUCCCGAAAGUAAAGCGGAGGAAACGAAUCAGAAUGAACCAGACAUCAACAAGGUUCAAGAAGAAACUCUUCAGACAGAUACGGAACAAACAGCAGAUUCCAAGAUGGAAGCCAACCAUCAAGGUGACACAGUUGUGCCUGACAACAAAGAAUCUGAUUCUUCUUCGGAUGAAUCCACCACCACCAAUCCUUCCACAGUGAUCCCACCAUCAGAUGGUAACAUAGAAAUCCCCAUUCCACCACUUGAAACGACAUCCCCAGGACAGCAGGAACCCAUGACGGGUGGAACAGAUGGUCAGACUGAACCUGAUGCUGGUGGGCAGUCCGGCACGGCCGAUGCGUACGAGACGGAUGCGUUACUGACGAGGAAGAUCAACGAUGAGAACCUCAGUGAUGACCAGCCAGCUGCUGCUGGACACUUCAUGAAGACGGUGGAGGAAAACACUCGAGUGUUCAUCCAGCUUCUUCCACCAUCAAUUCAGUCACUUCUUGAACAGGAACCGCUUGGAUUGUCUCCCUACAUCAGCAUUCUGGUGACCAUGACAACAUUAAUUGUUAUGGUAACUGUUGCUAUUUGUAGCUGUAUUUGCCAGGGUGGAAGCAAGCCACCAAGCAAAAAAGACCCUCUAGUUGUUAUUCGGGAAAUAGAAGAGAAGUUGUUUGUUGUAACAAAGGAGAAAGAAAACCUGGAAGAUGCACUGCAGGACAGACAAAAAGAGAUGUCUCACAUGGAGAAAGAUUUACAGAAGCAGAAGUCGAAAUUAACCAGUGUGGAGGCAGACCUGCAGAACUACCAGCUUCACAAUGAGGCACUGAAGCAGCAGUUGAGUACAUCAGAUAACCAGGUGUUGGAGAUCAGGCAGCAGCUGGCAGACAAUAUGAACGAGAUCAAGACAAGUGAAAAAAAGAUGAAGGAUUUAUCAAAGCACUUAUCAAAACUGGAAGAGAAAUCUAAGAAGACUGAACAAGAGCUACAUAAAAAGACUACAAGUUUGAAUGAUACGAGGAAAGAGAUUUCAGAUCUGAAGUCCAAAGUACAUAGUUUGGGUGACCAGGUGAAAAUGUUGGAAACAAGCAAGGAACAGCUUUUAGCUGAAGCUGAGGAUUGGAAGGACAGGGUACACGAGAUGAAGGAGAGACUGGAAGGGAUGGAGUCCGAGUAUAAACAGAUGCAGGAGACUGUCGCCUUUAAAGAAAACGAACUUGAAGUAAUGAAAGACUGCUUUCUACAGUUGAAGGUAUUUGAACCCAAAGAUGGAGAAAACGAUGAAGAUUUUAUUAAAGAAAACCAAGCGAGUAUUGAAGAAAAGAUUCAAGCAAUGAUAGAUGUUUCCAAGGUUAAUGCAAGCUUGCGAGCUGCUGAAGAGGAAAAGAAUACACUGGAGAACAAACUUCAGAUUGAACUAGAGGCAAGAAAGGAAGUUGAAGAUCAGCUGGAGAAGUCUCGGCGAGACAUGGAGAUGAUGCAGACUGACAAGAUGAAGGCAGAGAGACAGAACCAGGAGGCCCAGACCAAGCUGAACGUCCUGUCCAACUACUUCAAGGAGAAGGAGAUGCAGAUGCAGAGAGAGCUUGGUGAACAAGAAGCACUGAAGAAACAAAAUAUCAACAAACUUGUGAGUGCGGACGAAUACACAAAGAUGAUAGAACAGGAAUUGGAACUGUAUAAAUCUCAGUCUGAAAGUUUGAAGAGGGAAGUAACGGCCUCAGAGAGAGACUUUAGAUCUCAGAUAGCAGCCAAUGAAAAGAAAGCACAUGAAAACUGGCUGACUGCUCGAGCUGCAGAAAGAGAGUUAAAGGAAUGUCGACAUGAACUCGGAGUGUUGAGACAGAAAUUGACAGACGUGGAGAGACGGCAGAUGGAAGGAAUGGGACCGGCUGGACUGAUUCGCCCAUUACCCACACGUGGAAUGCCACCCCUAGGAAUGAUGAAUGGUCCCCCUCCACCAGGCAUGGAUAUAGGCCCACUGCCACCAGGCAGGGACAUGGGCCCAUCUCCACCGGGAAUAGAUAUGGGACCCCCUCCACCAGGACGGGACAUGGGUCCACUUCCACCAGGCAGAGACAUGGGACCCCCUCCACCAGGACGGGACAUGGGUCCACUUCCACCAGGUAGAGACAUGGGACCGCUUCCACCAGGCAGGGAUAUGGGACCACUUCCACCCGGCAUGGAGAGGUCACCCUCGCGUCACAACAUGCCACCACUACCACCUAUGAGAGAUGGAGAAUUUCGAGGAUCUCCUCACCCCGAGAGAUUACCUCCACCACCCUUUGACCGAAGACCGCCCCCGCACCCCAUGGAUAGAAGAACACCUCCAUUCAGACCACCACCCCCAGACAUGAUGCCUCGCCCUCGUGGUCCACCCAUUCCCUUUGGUCCCAACGGACCAGGUUCUCCAAGAAUACCACUUCCAGCAAUGGACCCUCGGUUAGGUCCAAGACAUGUUUCCCCCAAUGUACAGAACCUUCCUCCAAGUCGAGAUAACCGACACCCCAGACAACACAGUCAAGUAUGAGAGCAUUCAAACACCACAUCUCACUCUCUGUGAUAUGUUUCAAGUCUUAACAGUGCACAUGUACUGUAUUUAAUCUGUACCCAGGUGGUGUGAUCUGUGCGUGAUGAAACAAAUUGGAAAACAGUAUUAUGCUAAUGCAACAGUCGUAAAUAAAAUAUUACAGGACUAAUUUAUUAACAGGUUUGAGUAGCUAACCUGCUGUAAACAACCUGUUCAUUAAGGGCACAAUGUAUUUAACAUUUGUAUAUAAAACCACCUGAUGUCGAGGUCCCUUUGGUGACAUUUACAGAAGUUUGACUCGCAGUAUAGUUCAUGUGAUAUUUUUUUAAUAUACAUAACCUGACCUCUGGAUUUCCCCCAACUAUGAGUUUUAUGAGUGAAAAAAUUAAACUUUAGAAACAAAAUAAAGACAGCAAUAGUAAGAUAAGUCAUGGAUAAACAAAAUCCACCACUUAAGACACAUCCAAACUCAACACUAAACACAAGAUGGUUUGGAUAAGUGAGAGCAAUGGAGGAGAUAUCCGGAGAAACAACAAUUAGCCUGGUGCUUGUAAAAUAUUUAAGAGGACUUUGAUUGGUUGUUGGGAUGUUCGGGCCAAUCUUUGGGACUGGUGGGGGGUGGAUGUCCGAGGUUACAUUUAAGUAUUCAUGAAAAGAAGAAACAAUUCAUCCUUUCUUUGUUUUUAUUAUUACAAAAGUAACCAUCUUCUUGGUAUUAUAUCUUUUUAUAUCCAAAGCAAAUUUUAUACCUCCGAAAUGUCAAGUAACUAAUUUAUACUCUACUUUUGCUAGGGAUAUUUGGAAAAAUGCAAGUCAAGUAAAGCAAAUGCAUUUAUUGUGUUUGAUGGAUGAGAUGUAUCUAAUUAUCUUUGAAUAGAGGCCAGCCUUAUAUUGAAGCCUGCCUAGUAUAAAGGCCUGUUUCUGUUACUUUAGUUUUGUCAGGUUAAGGGCCACGUUAUAGUGGUCACCAUCAAAAGCUUAUAACCACAUCGAAAGAACAAUAGGAAAGGAGGAGGAUUUUGCAUUACUCUGUGAGGUAAAAGUUUUCCACAUGUAAAACAUUUUGGAAGCUAACAAGGAUGUGUUCACAAUUUUGCAUGAAAAAAUGUACAUGGUUGCCCUGGAGAGUGUCGCAAAAAAACAACAUGAAGCCUAUGUUUCUGUUCAAUGAUUCACAGUAGUUUGUAUAUCCCAAGCAAAAGUUGAGUGGUAUAUUACAGGACUGGUAAUUGUUCAGCAUAUAAUUUGGGCAAGACCAAUACAGACUUAAUAUAUGUAUUAACGGCACUGUAUACAAGUACGGCACUGUAUACAAGUUUUUGACAUCACAUUUGAAGAACUUUAAAAUUUUAAUCUAUAUGGGUCAAAUUCACGAAACCUGUUUUUCUUAAACACUGAUGUUUAAGCUCUGUAAAUGUAUGUAGUUACAUGCAUAUAAAACAAAAAAGGUUUUGGAAAUUUGGCCCUAUAAGUAUUAACAAAAUCUACCAAAAUGAAAACUCAAGAAAUGGAAGUUGUUCUUUACUUUGCCCCUCAUUUCUUCAACAGCCUGUAACUUAUUGCUUUUAGGGUAAACUAUGGCAUUCUUUUUUACCUGUUUCACCAAAGUGAAAUUCUCUUACUGACCUAACUCCUCCUUUGAGGUGGCAUGGGUCUAAUGAGGUUGGAAAGAGAACAUUUGAGUAUUAGCAUAUAUACUUACUGCCUUUACACACAUGGCCAAUAGUGAAAAUCACAUUUCAAUUAAUGUUGUAUAUUGAUAGAUGUUUAUCAUGUGCCUAUUAAUAAAUGUGUAUUAUAUUUCUUAUUUAAAAUGCAUAUCAGCACAUCAGAACAUUGGUUAAAAGUAGAUAUUAUAUUUGUAAAUUUUGAAGAGGUUAAAUAUGUAAAUUUACCAAAAAUAUGCUGUAUAGUAAUUAACUCAAUUUGAUUUUAAGGUAUUUGCUAUUAUUAAACGUUUUUUGCAUUCUUGAAGACCUAUUACAGGAAACUGAAUAAAGUUGAUCUCUCAAGUUGUAAAAAGGAAUGUUUUUCAGUUGGAUGAAAUAUGCAAGGCACACAAAAACAAUUACAUGAAAAUGUACAUAUCUCACUUUUGUAUAGUGAUAUAGCUACAAUUCUCACUUUUGCAUAGUGAUAUAGCUAUAAAGAACUGGUUCUGUGUUUUGUAAAUGUUAUAUUACUGAUAGGUUUGUGUUAAUGAAUACAAUUUUAAUUUUCUCAUGUACCAGUCUGUCCAUGAAGUAUCCAAUUGCUACAUGUAUACUGACGUCCAAAAGAAACUAUACCAAGAAAAUGUUUUAAAAUUUCCUUUAUAAUUUGAAUAAUAGAAAUAAAAUAUCUUUCUGCUUUAAUGGAAUGAAAUUUUGUUUCUAUCAUGCCAAAACACCACUCUCAUGAAUAUAUAGGUUUUAAACAUCCAACAUAUUUUUGUUUUUCUUCUAUAGUCUCUCAGAGUAUUGGUAUAGUUUCUUUUGGACGUCGGUAUAUAUUGUUCACCUGUAUACUGGGACAGUUGCAAUACUUAACCAGUGUAUGUAUGUAUACCACAAUGUAUUCAUGUCAUAAAUGCCCAGUGGCAAAACUUUUAGACCCAUUCUGAAGAGUGCUAGUCAUUUCUGUGUAUGGAGUACAGAGAUGUAUUGUAGUUUUUACACUGUAUUGGUGCUCAUGCCAUCUAGUCAGGUGAAUGUUUGAUAACUGUGUAGUUUGUGUAUAAUUGUACCUCUUUGUACACUGUUGGCAUUUUUGGUUUGAGAAAUUGAAAAAAAAAAUGUGAUGGUUACUUUUAAUACUGAUAAAAUAUUUUAGAAAUGAUUACUAUUUUCCUUUGUUUCAAGGAAGGAAGGAAGGAAAUGUUUUAUUUAACAAUGCACUCAACACAUUUUAUUUACGGUUUUAUGGCGUCAAAUUAUUGUUUCAAGGUACAUGUGAAUUUUCCCCAUGUUUUGUUUUUCUUUGUUACAGUAUUCCUGAAUAAUAGUGAUUUUUCUUGCUUGAAAUAUUAACUUUUGCAUAUUUUUUUGUUUUGUUUUUGUAGUGGGGUGUUGUUGUUUUUUACAAACUUUUUAGGGUCUAAUGCCUAAGGUAGCUAAGAUCACCUAAGGUGAUCUUUGUGCUUAAGAUCACUUCAUAAAACGGGGCCCUGGUCUUUGACAGACUAAUGGUAGUGGGUGCUCACUGCUGUUUUCUAACUGGUAAACAUUUCAUAUGUAAUCGGAUGAAUGUUAUGAGUAGAUUAAUCCAUAUUUUUCCAUGAAUGGUGACUUUGGGAAAAUGCAGAAAUUAAACGUUUUAUCAGUCUUAGGAAAUAUGUAUCACCAAGGUGCUAAUAAAAAUAUUAAUUAAAACCUAUUUGUAGGAAAGUCUAUAUCAAUUAAUAUUUCAAGCAAAGAAAAAACAUCCUUCUAACUCAAAGAAAUAGCCUAUGUUAUAGUAGUGGAUUUUUCUUUUGUGAAUCACUUAAAAACUAGGCAUGUACAAGAUGUACUAAUCGUGGAUUAAUAGUAACUUUUCAAGCAGUGAAAUAACAUGCUGCACAUUAUAUGUCACUUCAUGAGAACAGGUUUUUAAUCAGUAAUAUGUAUUGUAAGUAGUGAACACAAUAUAUGUGUAUAUAUUACACAGACUUGCAUUUACUUGUGUAUAGCAAAAAUUACUUCAUUGCUAACUGAAGUAAAAUGUGUUGGAAGAAAUAUUUGUAAAAAUUGGAAAUAAAAAUGAAAAACUGGUCCCAAAAUUAUCUGUAUAUUUGUAAAUACAUGUGUAGUGUAUAUCCUGGUUGUGUGUUUUGAAUAUAAGAAUGCAUCAGUGUGUAUUGUAAACAUUCUGUUGUUUUAUUUAUUUCUUGGUGUUUGUUGUGUAAAUAUGUUUUUAUGGUGUAUAGGUGUGGUACACUUGUUGGAAGCUGUUUCAUUUCAUUCCAGUCAUGCAUAGUGUUUUAAUGUAAAUAUAUUAUCUUUUUCUA
Molecule: messenger RNA, 9683 nt
Organism: Gigantopelta aegis
Lineage: Eukaryota; Metazoa; Mollusca; Gastropoda; Neomphalida; Peltospiridae
Product: transport and Golgi organization protein 1 homolog
Exons: 29
Coding region: 5-5716 (1903 amino acids)
Biological process (GO): endoplasmic reticulum to Golgi vesicle-mediated transport; protein secretion; vesicle cargo loading
Cellular component (GO): endoplasmic reticulum membrane; endoplasmic reticulum exit site
Molecular function (GO): protein binding
Source: RefSeq, a predicted model, not a curated record